GAGAAGCAAGUUCUGGUGCGGGCGGGGACGACUAGCGUUUAUCACUUCCAGCAAGUGCAGGAGCUCGGGCCCCGCAGCGCAGAGGCUGCGGCGCGGGUGGUCGCGGGAGCUGGCCCUGUGGGGACCCCGGGGGGGAGGGGGAGCCGGAAAGCCCCCGCCGAGGCCGUCGCUGCGGGGCCUCCCCUCCCCCCCGGGCGGGCGCCAUGCGGGGGGUCUCCGGCGACGCGGAGCGGCGGCAACGCUGGGGUCGCCUGUUCGAGGAGCUGGACAGCAACAAGGACGGCCGCGUGGACGUGCAGGAGUUGCGCCAGGGUCUGGCCAGGCUGGGAGGGGGCGAUCCCGACCUUGCACAGCAGGACAUCUCCUCCGAGGGGGACGCUGAUCCAGAUGGUGGCCUCAGCCUGGAGGAAUUCUCUCACUACCUGCAGGAGCGGGAGCAGCGCCUUCUGCUCAUGUUUCACAGCCUUGACCGGAACCAGGAUGGUCACAUCGAUGUGUCUGAGAUUCAACAGAGCUUCCGAGCGCUGGGGAUCUCCAUCUCGCUGGAGCAGGCAGAGAAAAUUCUACACAGCAUGGACCGCGACGGCACCAUGACCAUUGACUGGCAGGAAUGGCGAGACCACUUUCUGCUGCACUCUCUGGAGAAUGUGGAGGACAUCCUGUAUUUCUGGAAGCAUUCCACGGUCCUGGACAUCGGCGAAUGCCUGACGGUGCCCGACGAGUUCUCCAAGCAAGAGAAACUCACAGGCACGUGGUGGAAGCAGCUGGUGGCAGGCGCGGUGGCAGGCGCCGUGUCCCGGACCGGCACAGCCCCUCUGGACCGUCUCAAGGUCUUCAUGCAGGUCCACGCCUCAAAGUCCAACCGGCUCAACAUCCUCGGGGGCCUGCGGAGCAUGGUUCAGGAAGGGGGCAUCCUAUCCCUCUGGCGAGGCAACGGCAUCAACGUGCUCAAGAUCGCCCCUGAGUCGGCCAUCAAGUUCAUGGCUUACGAACAGAUCAAGCGGGCCAUCCGGGGUCAGCAAGAGACGCUGCACGUCCAGGAGCGCUUCGUGGCUGGCUCCCUGGCCGGGGCCACAGCUCAGACCAUCAUCUACCCCAUGGAGGUCCUGAAGACUCGGCUGACCCUACGCAGAACGGGCCAGUACAAGGGGCUCCUGGACUGCGCGAGACGGAUCCUGGAGCGGGAAGGGCCCCGAGCCUUCUACCGCGGCUACCUGCCUAACGUGCUGGGCAUUAUCCCCUACGCGGGAAUCGACCUGGCCGUCUACGAGACCCUGAAGAAUCGCUGGCUUCAUCAGUACAGCCACGAAUCGGCAAACCCAGGCAUCCUCGUGCUCCUGGCCUGUGGCACCAUCUCCAGCACCUGCGGCCAGAUUGCCAGCUACCCCCUGGCACUGGUUCGGACCCGAAUGCAGGCGCAAGCCUCCGUUGAGGGCGGCCCCCAAGUGUCCAUGGUGAGUCUGCUGCGGCACAUCCUAUCCCAGGAGGGUGUCUGGGGCCUCUACCGGGGCAUUGCCCCCAACUUCAUGAAGGUCAUUCCAGCCGUGAGCAUCUCCUACGUGGUCUACGAGAACAUGAAGCAGGCUCUUGGGGUCACAUCCAGGUGAGGGACUGGGAGCCUGUCCCCACAAGAUUCCCUCAUCUUCAUCACGGCAUCCCCAGGCUGAUGUCUUCAACAACCAGAGACUGAUGGCCUGACCGGUGGAUGCUACUCCCCACCCCAAGCUGCUGGAUCCCAGCACCCAAAUCCCAGAUCCUUGCCCUGUGCCCCAUCAUUGUACCAUGGGACCCCACACUUUAGCCACGGGACCCCAGGACUGGAUCCUUGACUUCACAAGCAAACCACAAAAGCUGGCCCACACCCAUCAGCAGUCUGACACUUGAAAUGCAAAACUAACCCACACCCUGGCCCUGAACCCCAAGCUCCUUGAUUCUGCUCAUCUGCACCCCAAAGCUGGAUCCUGCCCUGUGCUGGGCCGCCCUGUGCAGCAGCAGGUGGUCCCAGUGCCCCAAGCAUGGGGGCACACAUUCAUGCACCCCAACGUCCACACCUCAGACCCCCUCAGGACCAGACCCGGGGACCUAAGGCCACAUUGGACCUCAACUCCCCAACCUGCCUCACAGUCCAGCCACUGGAUUCUAGAAGCCAAGAAUGCUCAGCCACAGGGUCCUGACAGGGGAGACCUGUGUCCUGCUGCUGGGUCCCUAGAUCCCGGGAUCCCAGAUUCCUCACCCCAAGCAGUUCAUCUUCCUCAGUUCGGGGUUCCAUUUCCUUCCCGCCUGACUGCUGGGUCUGCGCUUGAAGCACCACUCUCAGUCUCAUCACUGGAUCCCAGAGUCCGGAGUUCCAGCCCGCUGGCUUCCGGCUCCUGGAGGCACAGGUGUGAGAGCUCUGGGGUGCCUCUGGUGGAUGCCACCUGCCACAGCUGCUAAAUCUCAGAUCCUAGACUCCUUCAACACGCCCCCUGGAUACCGUAACAGGCCAAGCUAUCCCAGAAACCACCAGGUCCCAAAGCCUUUGCUCCUGCGCCCCUAAUGCCACUCCUCAAGACUAGAUCCCAACAACCCAAUGAGAGCAUCUUAGAUCCCACAGGCACCACAAAUCCGAGGCGCCCCCUGGAGUGGACCCCCACUGCAUGAAAGCAUUACCAUCCAAGGAGCCCUCGUGAAGCCCAGACCCCAGACCAGUGUCUUCCCACCAGGCAGUAAGAGAUGGGGUUGAUGUUCAAUGCCGCACCCCAUGCGAAUGGAUCUCACCUCAGCUGGGACACACCUCCCCUCCCCCACCCAGGGAAACCACUCCCCCAGAUCACCUCCCCCUCUGUCCCCGACUCUCUGCAAUGUCUUCCACAUUCCAGGCUAGAGGCUCCUGGGGGCCCAGGACCUCUGGGAGGGUCCAGGCUGCUUGUCCAUGGGCUGGAGCUGCUUGUCCAGGUGAAGCUAGGACACAACCAAGGGAGCCUUCUGCGUCCCAGCACUGCCAGCCCCAUCGGGCCUCAGCAAGCCACAAUCGAGGACCAAUACGCACAUCCUUCUGAAACCCAGCAUCCAAUAUGCAAAAUUAUACGUCCCCGAACUGACUCGGGGUCUAUUUUUCUACGAGGCAGAGAACAAAGUCCUCUGGCUCCCGCCACAUUCCCACACCUCCCACACGUCAGCGUUGGGUUCUCAGCUAAGAACCGGGGGUGCCCUGUUUGACUCCCCAGUCUUUGGGUGACAUCAAAGGUCUGUGAAGGGAGACUGGGAUGUUGGGGGACAGGAGGACCCCACCAUGGCUUCCACCUCUCCCUCCAACCUACACCAAGUCCCACCUCCCCGCCCGUGUGUGUCAUUUCAAGGAAAAGGAAUAAAUUUUCUAAGCUCUUUCA
Meriones unguiculatus (Mongolian gerbil) is the source of this 3368-nucleotide messenger RNA. RefSeq names its product solute carrier family 25 member 23 (gene Slc25a23). Lineage: Eukaryota; Metazoa; Chordata; Mammalia; Rodentia; Muridae. Gene Ontology annotation, molecular function: calcium ion binding; ATP transmembrane transporter activity. The record is from RefSeq and is a predicted model, not a curated record. The transcript is spliced from 10 exons. Bases 204 to 1607 code for a protein of 467 amino acids. Gene Ontology annotation, biological process: transmembrane transport.